UUUCUCUUGUCUUGUUUCAGGUUCAACUACAGAUCGACUCACCAUCUUGCUUCCAAUGGCUUCUAUGAGUUCCUCAACUGGUUUGAUGAAAGGGCCUGGUACCCCCUGGGAAGGAUUGUUGGUGGCACAGUGUACCCCGGGCUGAUGGUGACCGCCGGCCUCAUCCACUACGUGCUCAACCUGCUGCACAUCACCGUCCACAUCCGGGACGUGUGUGUCUUCCUGGCGCCCGUCUUCAGCGGCCUGACCGCCGUGUCCACCUUCCUGCUGACGCGGGAGCUGUGGAACCAGGGCGCGGGGCUGCUGGCGGCCUGCUUCAUCGCCAUAGUCCCGGGCUACAUCUCCCGCUCCGUGGCCGGCUCCUUCGACAACGAGGGCAUCGCCAUCUUCGCCCUCCAGUUCACCUACUACCUCUGGGUGAAAUCUGUGAAGACGGGCUCGGUAUUCUGGACCAUCGGCUGCUGUCUCUCCUACUUUUACAUGGUGUCUGCUUGGGGGGGUUAUGUGUUCAUCAUCAACCUCAUCCCUCUGCACGUGUUCGUGCUGUUGCUAAUGCAGCGCUACAGCAGAAGGGUCUAUAUCGCUUACAGCACUUUUUACAUCGUGGGGCUCAUACUUUCGAUGCAGAUCCCUUUUGUCGGCUUUCAGCCAAUCAGGACCAGCGAGCACAUGGCUGCUGCCGGUGUGUUUGCUCUGCUGCAAGCGUACGCCUUCCUGCAGUACCUGAAGGACAGGUUGACCCGACAGGAGUUCCAGACGCUUUUCUUCCUGGGAGUCUCUCUUGCUGCUGGGGUAGUCUUCCUCACAGUGAUCUAUCUCACCUACACAGGAUACAUUGCUCCCUGGAGUGGCCGCUUCUACUCUCUCUGGGACACCGGCUAUGCAAAGAUCCACAUCCCCAUCAUAGCGUCCGUCUCAGAGCACCAGCCCACCACAUGGGUGUCCUUCUUCUUCGACCUGCACAUCCUGGUCUGCACCUUCCCAGCAGGUCUCUGGUUCUGCAUCAAGAACAUCAACGAUGAGCGCGUGUUUGUGGCCCUGUACGCCAUCAGUGCCGUGUACUUUGCGGGCGUGAUGGUCCGGCUCAUGCUGACGCUGACGCCGGUGGUGUGCAUGCUGUCAGCCGUGGCUUUCUCCAGCGUCUUUGAACAUUACAUGGGAGACGACACGAAGAGGGAGAAGCCUCCCGCGGAAGACAGCAGCGACGAGGACGACAAAAGGAACUCUGGGAACCUCUAUGACAAGGCAAGGCGGUGUGGAGAAGCUGUGGGGAAGGGAACCGAUAGCCCCAAACAAGCCGUCGUGUCUAAUAUGGAUAAGAGCCCAAAACAGUCAGGAGCGAGCCGAAACGCCGGCAAGGUGCGCAAGCACGUGUCGGAGCAGGAGAAAGCAGAGGAGGGCUUGGGUCCCAACAUCAAGUCCAUCGUGUCCAUGCUCAUGCUGAUGCUGCUGAUGAUGUUUGCCGUCCACUGCACCUGGGUCACCAGCAACGCCUACUCCAGCCCCAGCGUGGUGCUGGCGUCCUACAACCACGACGGGACUCGUAACAUCCUUGACGACUUCAGGGAGGCUUACUACUGGCUGAGACAGAACACAGACGAGCACGCCCGCGUGAUGUCGUGGUGGGACUACGGGUACCAGAUAGCCGGCAUGGCCAACAGGACCACGCUGGUGGAUAACAACACGUGGAACAACAGCCACAUAGCUCUGGUCGGGAAAGCCAUGUCGUCCAAUGAGAGCGCCGCCUACGAAAUCAUGAGGUCGCUGGAUGUGGACUACGUGCUGAUCAUCUUUGGAGGCGUGAUCGGCUACUCUGGCGACGACAUCAACAAGUUCCUGUGGAUGGUGAGGAUCGCAGAGGGGGAGCACCCCAAAGACAUCAGGGAGAGCGACUACUUCACUCCUCAGGGGGAGUUCAGGGUUGACAAGGCCGGCUCACCAACUCUGCUCAACUGCCUCAUGUACAAGAUGUCCUAUUAUCGCUUCGGAGAAAUGCAGCUGGACUUCAGAACGCCGCCCGGCUUCGACCGCACACGCAACGCAGAGAUUGGCAACAAGGACAUUAAGUUCAAGCACCUGGAGGAGGCCUUCACCUCGGAGCACUGGCUGGUCAGGAUCUACAAGGUGAAGGAGCUGGACAACAGAGAGCCGCUGGACCACAAGCUGCGCAGCGUGGCUCCCAAGCAGAAGUACACCUCCAAAAAGACUGCCAAGAGGAAGCGAGGGCACAUCAAGAACAAGCUCGUCCUCAAGAAGGGCAAGAAGCUCCAAAAAAAAUAACGGCGAUGAACUCGAACAGAUGCGAAGAAACCUCCAGCAACCAACAAAGAAGAACAGAGGGGGCGGUUGCCAUGCACUUGGUCUUGAGCGCUUGUCGUUGGAGCGCCCUCAUGUGUUGAGGAAGUGUCAUAUCUGGCUCGCACCAGAAUUCUUGUCUGUUUUACCCCGAGGGCAUCAGUCUUGCUUUUUUUUUUUCUUCUGAUUUUUUUUGUUUUGUUUGGUUUUUUUUGUUUUUUUUACUUUGUACUUGAAUGUGUGGCGAGGCAUAGGGCUGCUUUACUUGGUUCAGCGUUGAUUUCAUUUUUGUGGUGUGUUAAUUAACUGCUUAUCAGUCCAGUUAUCAGGUGAAGGGGAUACGAGGGACGACGGGGAACAUUUGCACCAAAGACCCAUCAACCUUGCUCCAUGGCACAUGUGAACUCUUUGCUGAGGGUGAGGAAGAGUAGGAGUGAAAGCUGAGGACUUUGUUCCUGACACGUGUACAGAGGACGGUAUGCGGUAUGGAGGAACGUCACCGUCUUCACACAUCUUUAAUGUUAACCUUUUUAUCAUCAUCAUCAUCAUCUCCUUUGUGUCUGCCUGGCUCCCUUACCCUUCUUUUCCAAAAGAUUCUAUAAGACAGAAAUUGGCCUAAUUUGUAAAUAUAUUCUGUAAAGAAAAUCUCUAAAAUGAUGGUAAUAUAUUGGAUCAUUGUAGUGACUUUUAAAUAUGCAGUUCUUGAUUUUGUUUUUGCGAUUCUUUAGGGUUUCUUUUUGUUUUGGUUUGUUUGUUUUUGAAUGACAGCAAAUAGAACACUGAAUGCAAUAAUUCUACAGAUAGGUUUGCGGUUUUGUUGGAAGAAUGAAUGUGAAUUUUUACACCCCACUUUUUUUCCCCCACAGAUUGCAUAGAUUGUACAUUUCUGCUGCUAGGGUUUGACGACAGAAGCAGGCAACUGUGUGUAAAAAGUAGUGAUAAUAAAUUAGGCCUCCCCUCCUGCAGAGGGAGCUCUGUAGUUUAAGCGAGCGAAGCCUAGUGCCUCCUCAUCAUCACCUGAUUCUCACCUUGUGGCUGUUGGCGCCGUUGGUUUUCUUUGGUCAUCGCACAUCCCUCGCAGGUCGUCUCCCUCAUUCAGGCUACCCGAAAUGUUUCAAAAUAUCUGGUGAUAAACAGAACUGUGAUGGGGGUGGGGUGGGGGCUCUGACCAACACAAGAUUCUCAAGUUGUCAAGAGCUGUGUCCCAAUUAUUUACUACAGCGUGCGCUUCAAAAACAGCCUUUUUUUUGUUUGGUUUGUUUUUUACAGCUUAGUUAGCUGUUAGCUUUGUUAGCCUAUGUUCUUGCAAUUAACACUUAAUUAAUAUCUGCGUUAAAUGUCCAACUUUACAGUACAGAUUAAAGUGUACUUUAAAGUUUAUGCCCCCCCCCCCCCUUUAAUUAUUCAGCUUAUCUGCUUAGAAACAGGAAGAGGGUACAUUUAUAAAGAUUUGGACUAUGUGUUUUAAAAAUCAGCGGCAAAAUAUUUAAAACAUUUUUUAAAAAUAUUCUGAUUAUCAAACAAUGCUUUCAGCUGCAAAAUAGUUUAACAUAUCAUGAACUGGAAAAAAUAGUAAUUUGUCUACUUAAAAUAUGAGAAAAGCCAAAUGGCGUUUUCCGGUUUCUUCUGAAAUAAAUAGAGUAGGAACUGUAGAGGAGAACUGAGCA
Molecule: messenger RNA, 3962 nt
Organism: Menidia menidia (Atlantic silverside)
Lineage: Eukaryota; Metazoa; Chordata; Actinopteri; Atheriniformes; Atherinopsidae
Source: the annotation of a GenBank genome assembly